This is a messenger RNA of Salarias fasciatus (jewelled blenny), 13310 nucleotides long. It is a transcript of the gene spegb, whose product is annotated as striated muscle enriched protein kinase b. The transcript is spliced from 40 exons. Lineage: Eukaryota; Metazoa; Chordata; Actinopteri; Blenniiformes; Blenniidae. Gene Ontology annotation, molecular function: protein binding; ATP binding; protein kinase activity. The record is from RefSeq and is a predicted model, not a curated record. Gene Ontology annotation, biological process: protein phosphorylation. The coding region runs from base 87 to 10346 and encodes 3419 amino acids.
CCGAAACAACAGAGGAUGAAGAUGGCGAUCAACCUGAGACCAAAGAGGAUAGUGGAGAUGUCGAGGACCAGGCUGUACAUUCAGUGAUGGACAGAUGUGCUGAAGAUGACAACAGUAUACAUGGACAUGAGGAUCUCACUCACAGCCAAUCAGAGGACUUUUCAAGAGAAUCUCCCCCACAAGCCCUCCCACCCCCAUCUCCAAGACUUGUCAAGCGUAUUCCCACCUCUCCGAUGCCAAGUCGCUCUGGUUCCACCACUCCACUCAGCUUGCGGAAGAAAAUUGUUGUACCAACUGACUACCAAGACACAGUGCCAGGAGAGUUCGAAGAAAAGGUUAAGCAGCCAAAACCUGCAUCCCAGGGUAGUACCACAGACUCCCGCCCGCAAACGCCACUGAGUGAAUACUCGCGGAAAGAGUUUACCCCUAGACCUUCACCGAAGCUUACACGGGCAAGCUCAAAGGUUUUUGAAAAGGUCCGUGGUCUAGAAGAACGGAGACGAAGUCUUGAUAUUCCAGAAGGCUCCAUUUCAGGUAGAUCCUGGGCAGGCUUCAAUCGCGCUGGCUCUGUAGACUCAGAUGACGGGGGAAGUCGGCUGGGCAUCUCUCGAGAAAGUUCAAGGGAAGAUCUUAGGGAGGCUCUGAAAGAAGAUGCUGCUGAACGAAGAUCCAUGUUCAGACAGAGAGCUGCUUCGCUGGAGGACAAACCGCGCUACUCUCAAAAAGUUCAGGACAUCGAGAACAAGUUCACCGAGGAGCUCCAGCGCAUUAAAAAACUAGUUGGGAAACCUCAUAUGAAGAAAUCAUUUUCAACUGAACAGCUCACCCUGAGGGCGAAGCAGCGGCAACCUUUCAGGAAAAUCGAACCAAUUCCUCCCCAAGUCCUACAGAAACUUCAAGAAAGAGAACGUGUCCAGUGGGCGAAAGAGCAGAGAGACAAGGAAAUAAGUCAGCAACCGAUGCAGCAACAAGUGCAAACACCACAAGAAACGUAUAAAUCAAGACAAAAGACAUCAAGUUCAGGUUCAACAAGUGUGACCGUGAGUAGAUAUGGAGAAGUUGCUGGCACCCCAGAAUCAAUGCAGCUAUCUGACUUACCAGGACAACGAUCAGUGAGAGAAUUAAGCAGAGUCAGUCCAGUAACGGAAAUCAUUCAAAGAUCAUCGUCACCAGCAUUAUAUCAUCACCAAAGGGAAGGAUCGCCAAGCAAAAAUGUUGCAGAGAUGACAUUACGCAAGGUUGAACGAAGGCCACCGAGUCCGCUUGUACAAAGAGUAUCUCGAAUGCAAGAAUCUUCGCACAUCCAAGAGUCUCUCGCGCAAACAUCACAAGAGGGUUCAGGGAGAAAAACACCAAUAGAAGUAUUAGUAAGAAAAAUUGAUAGCAGACCUGAAAGUCCAUUGGUACAAAAAAGGGCUGUCGUGCAAGAUCGUUCCCCGCCACAUCCUGCCAAACCUUCAAGAACCACACCAGUCUCUCCAACAGAGGACACAAUGGAGGUGGACCUACCGAAACCAGAUGCGAAGAUCCCCACUAUUAUUGUUGAAGAUGAAAAAAUGGAGGAAGCCAUUCCUGUGAAGAAGACUAGCGGCGCUAAAGAAGCACAUCCGCCGAAGACCAAAGGAAAACACCGCCGUCCUCGACCAAUGUCACCAGAAUUAGACUCUUCAGAUGAUUCUUAUGUGUCUGCUGGAGAGGACCCCAUGGAGGCCCCUGUGUUUGAGUUUCCCCUCCAAGACACCGUAGCAUCUGCUGGUGCAGAUGUGCUGCUCAAAUGUGUAAUUGCUGGAACCCCUAUCCCUGAUGUUUCCUGGACUAAAGACAACACUGAUAUCAGUGGUGUGGAAAAUUACACAAUCAAAGUGGAGGGAGAACGCCACAGUCUACUUAUCAAAUCAGCAAAGAUGACUGAUGGUGGAAAAUUCUGUGUCACUGCUGUUAAUCAGAUGGGCAGCGCAUCCAGCAGUGCAACCCUUUCACUCAAAGCAGAGACAGUACAGGAACCAAAGGGAAACCUGGGUGUGCCGAUGGACAUCAGCAGCCCCAUCACAUCUGAUGAAGAGUAUCUCAGUCCCCUGGAAGAAGCCAUGGACUUCGGAGGGCCUGAGCCAAGGCGAUCUAUUGACACUCGAUUCAGGAAACCUCCUUCAUUCCUGGCAACAAUGAGUGAUCAAGCUGUCAUUGAAGGACAGGAAGUCACCAUGUCUGUCCGAAUAAGUGGACAACCCAAACCCAUGCUCUAUUGGUUGAGAGACAGAGUUACGGUAAAAUCCGGCCCUCGCCAUAUUGUACGAGAGACAGAAGAUGGCACGUUUGAAAUGACGAUCAAGUCGGCAUUGAGGUCAGACUCUGGGAUCUACUCGUGCAGGAUCAUCAAUGAGUAUGGGACGAAGCAGUGUGACGCAAAGCUGCAGGUGAAAGCCCCUCCAGUGGAGCCAGGCCUUGCCAUCAUCCGUCCGGUCAGGGACAUCACAGCCAAGGCCGGGGAGACGGUCCUGUUCGAGUGUCACGUCAUCGGACCGAAGGACACUGACGUGGACUGGCUGGCCGACGGCAAGCUGAUCCAGCCCGCCUUGCUCAACUGCAAGAUGCACUUUGAUGGACGAAAGUGCCGGCUGCUGCUGAACUCCGUGCAUGAGGACGACAGCGGGACGUACAUGUGCAAACUCAGCACAGCGAAAGAGGAGGUGACUUCAUGCGGCAAGCUUAAGGUGGUCCCCUCCUUUGAACCGCUGUUCACUCGCAAGUUGGACGUUUUGGAGGUGAUCGAGGGGCGCAACGCUCGAUUCGACUGCAAAGUCAGUGGAACCCCGCCUCCUAAGGUCAUCUGGAGUCACUUCGACCAUGCCCUCACAGAAAGCGAGGAUGUCCGUAUAGUUCAGGAGGCCGGCCGCCAUUCUCUGAUCAUAUCUCACGUGACCAACGAUGACGAAGGAUUCUACACCGUGGUAGCACGUAAUGCUCACGGCGAGGCGGAAAGUUCUGCUGAACUCUACAUCCAGGAACCACGGCCGGCCAUCUCCUCACAGAUGGCCAAACUGGAGAAGAUGCCGUCCAUCCCAGAGGAGCCGGAGGUCCCAGAGAAUGAGGUGGAGCGCUUCACCAUGCCCGACUUCAUCAAGCCCCUUUACGACCUGGAUGUGAUCGAGGGGAAGGAGGCUGUGUUGAAGUGCAAAGUGGCCGGCUUCCCGUAUCCAACCAUCGCCUGGUUCCACAACGGCAAGAGGAUCGAAAGCACCGAGGACAGAAAGAUGACACAGUUCCGUGACGUCCACAGCCUGGUCAUCCGCUCCGUGUGCCACGCUCACGGUGGGGUCUACAAGAGUGUCAUAUCCAACAAAGUGGGCAAGGCCACCUGCUACGCUCACCUUUAUGUCACAGACAUCCUCCCCGACCCGCCUGAUGGGAUGCCAGUGAUCGAGUCCAUUACUGGUAAAACCAUUACUUUAAGCUGGAAGAAGCCCAGGAGGCUGGAUCCAUCCAUUGAUCCCAGCUCCCUCAUGUACGCGAUCCAGCAGCAAGCCUUAGGCUCCAUCCAGUGGAUCAUCAUCGCUUCUGGCCUGAAGGAAACCACCUACACCAUCACGACCCUCUCCAAAGGCGUGCGCUACGCCUUCAGAGUCCUCACCAUCACCUCCAAAGCUUUCAGCAAGCCUUCGCCUGCCACCGACCCGGUGCAGCUCUUGGACAGAGGUCCCUACCUUCAGGAGGCUCCAGUGAUUACUGACAAGCCAGAAAUUGUUUAUGUGAUGGAAAACCAGUCCGUCACUAUAAAUAUUACCCUCAAUCAUGUCAACGCUUCAGUCAUCUGGAAAAGGAGAGGAGCGGCCCUGGCCAGCAAGCCAGGCCUGUAUGAGAUGACGAUGCCAGAUGACGACCAGCACACGUUGAAGCUGUUCAAAGUGAAGAGCACUGAUGUCGGAGAGAUGGAAUUUGUGGCCUCCAACAAGUAUGGAAGCGACAGCUGCACCUUCAAUGUGGAGUUGGCAGCCCCACCUACAUUUGAGACUAUCAUGGAGGACUUGGAUGUGUGUUCAGGGGAAACUCCACGCUUUGCUGUGGUUGUGGAGGGAAAACCCAUUCCUGACAUCCUCUGGUUUAAGAAUGAUAUCCUGCUGUCAGAGAGUAGUCAUUACACAUUUGUCUACGAUGACAACGAGUGCUCCCUGGUGAUCCUCAAUUCUCGUUCAGAAGACUCUGGGGUCUACACCUGCACUGCCAGGAACCUGGCUGGUUCUGUGUCCUGCAAAGCUGAACUGACUGUUCAUCAAGCUAAAAGCAAGGAGGAUCCAAUGGAUGAUGAGGAGACCAUUCUCAGGAAAAUGCGCAGACUGACUGAUUAUUAUGAUAUCCACAAGGAAAUUGGAAGGGGUUCAUUUUCCUAUGUGAAGCGAGUCAUCCAGAAAGCUGGCAAAAGGGAAUAUGCAGCAAAGUUUAUCUCCACGCGGGCCAAGAAGAAGCCAUCUGCUCUGAGGGAGAUGAACCUGCUUUCCAAGCUGGACCACGAGAGAAUCCUCUACUUUCACGAUGCCUUCGAGAAGAAGAACGCAGUCAUCAUCAUCACUGAAAUAUGCCACGAGGAGAUGCUUGACAGAUUCACAAAGAAAUCGACAGUAAUGGAAUCAGAUAUUCGCUCAUGUGUAAGACAACUGCUUGAGGGGCUAGACUACCUUCAUCAUCUGAACAUCAUCCAUCUGGACAUCAAGCCUGAUAACAUCCUCAUGGCAGACCCGAUGGGUGAUCAGAUCCGUCUCUGUGAUUUUGGCAACGCGGUGGUGAUCACACCUGACGAGGCUCAGUACUGCAAAUAUGGCACACCGGAGUUUGUUGCACCGGAAAUUGUCAAUCAGACUCCUGUGUCCAAAGCAACAGACAUAUGGCCAGUCGGAGUUAUAGCAUAUCUGUGUCUGACGGGAGUUUCUCCAUUUGCUGGGGAGAACGAUCGCAGUUCUGUGCUGAACAUCCGGAACUACAAUGUGGCUUUUGAGGAAAGCAUGUUUGCUGAUCUUUGCAGAGAAGCUAAAGGGUUCAUCAUCAAGUUGCUGGUAGCAGACAGGCUGAGACCUGAUACUCAGGAAUGUCUGAGACACCCUUGGUUCAAGACACUUAGCAAGGGCAAGGCCAUAACUACAGAGGCCUUAAAGAAAUUUGUAUCUCGAAGAAAAUGGCAGCGUUCUCUUAUCAGCUACAAAUCAAAAAUGGUGAUGAGGUCCAUACCUGAGUUGCUAAAUGACUCUUCCAGCCAUAUCUCCAUCGCAGUUCCCAGGCACCUUAAAGAGGGUUCACCUUUGCCAUCGUCAUCCUCCGAUUCUGAUGAAGACAUUGAUGAACUGCCAUUUAUCCCAAUGCCACUUAACAUGGAGUUCUCUGGAUCAAGAAUGUCCUUGAAUGAAAUUCAGACUAAUGAGCAGGAAACAGGGAAUCAAAAUGGAACAAAUAAAUGGUCUGGACCUCUUGUUGAGGGCCAAGAAGCAAUGGAGUGUCACACGAAAGAAAUGGAUGAAGAAGGAGUUGAAGUCCUAGGUACAGGUCAUCAGAGAAAAAGGUCCUCACAAGACAAUGACAAGGGCUCAUCAGAUGAAGAAUCACCUUCUGAAUUGCCCCAGAAGUCAGACUUGCCUAGAAAACCACUAAGAAGAGGUUCAAGCAUGGACUCUGACAAACCAGAGGGAGCAAGACGAAGAGGAGAGCUAAGACGUGGAGGUUCAGCCGACAGUGCUCUGCUUCUCAGAAUUACACCUGAAGAAGGAGCAGGAGAGGGAAACCAAGAGGAUGGAAAACGAGUUCUGAAGAAAGCGGUUUCUAUGGAGCUACCCAGGAGGAGCACCAGCCCAGGAACUGCCAAGAUGAGUCAAGAGGACUACGCCCUUAAACUGGAGCUGAUGAGACAGCGGCUGCUUCGUGGUGGCUCAGUGGACAACAAAAUGAGUGGACUCAGGGGACCUCUGCUGGAAACGUUGGGAAUGGGAGAUGAAAAACGGGCAAUACCUUCAGAUCGCUAUGCUCGUACUGCACGCCUGGGCCCACCUCCAUUGACAAGAGCUGCUUCUAGUGAUUUCCCAAGAGACGAAGUGCCAAAGCCUAAGAUUUUGCGCAAGAGUACUUCUUUCAGUCAAGGGGAUUCAGAACCAAUUGCUUUGCACCGUCGGUCUGGAGCUCCCCUGGAGAUUCCCUUGGCACAGGUAGAAGAGAGACGACUCAAGGAGGCUAUAUCUAUGUCAGCUCUAACUGAACAAAUCAAGCUGGAUUCCCGUCCAGUCACUCCCAGGGAUCCAUCACCAAAACCACCAACUCCAGAGUCUGUCAUGCAGGAUAGUCCAACUAAAACUGAAAGUGAGGAAUCAUUAAUGGAGAGAGAAACAAGGCAUGAUGACACCAUCAGUGAAAAGAUGGAUGGGCUGACUACAGAUAGUAAUUUUGAUGAAAGAUCAAGUACUAGUGGUUUCUCAGAGAAAGACAUGAGCAUUUCAGAAGAACCAAUGAUUGAAACAGAGUGUAUAAGUCCAAGUAUUCCGACACCUCCCAUUACAGUGCAAGGCUCUGAACCAGAAGAGAAAAUGGAAGAGGAACUUGAAGGAGAAAAUAAGCAAGAAGAAAAAGAAGAAAUCAUGGAAGAGGAAGAGGAAAGAGUUGAGAGUGUUACUGAAUCCAAUGUGAAAGAAAAUGUAGAUGUUACUUCAGAAAAUGUAGAUGAGAAUGUAAAUGCUCCUGUAAAAUCUUCAGAGAUUACUAUUUCUACAAGUUCAGUGCUGGUCAGACCAACAGAACAAUACUCCCAUUCCUCAGGAAGUGCUGUCCCAAAUUACAUUACGCCCUUACCUCCUGGACGAGUUAUUCUUCCAGAUGGAAGGGUAUCAGCAUAUGCCAGUAUUAUGCAAACCAUCAUGGUCCCUUCACUUCAGCCUCCAAGUGAUGCCUCAUUAGGGCCCUCCACUCCAGUUGUUGUUCCCGCUGCUUCUUCCUCUUCAGUAUCAACUGAAACCUCUGUGCCCAUAACUGCAUCCACUGAUGUACCUGGUCCAUCAAGACCAGUCGUCAUUACAACCACUGAGCACCCUGCAGUCUAUUCCCGGGUAGCAUCGCCAGAAAUGAUCACAAAAGAGCCCAGUCCACCAAGAGAUAUCCCACAUCCCUCCUCUCAACAGGAGCUCUCAGCAAGGGGAAACUUUGAGGACAUAUCAUCCGAAGAGAUAUUUGAGACUCGAUUCAAAAAACGUGAAUCUUCCCUCUCAAGAAGUCUGAAGUUUCUCUCACGCUCAAAAAAUGAUGAUAAAUUGCAAGUUACAGAUGCUUCAGAGACAGGCGAAGAGAUCUACAGGCCUGGACCAAUAGGGGCACCAUUAGAGUUAUCUCCAAGAAGACUCGAGGAGAAAUCAAAGUCAGUCCAAGAUCUUCGGGAAGCUCAAAAGGACCAAGGAUUCAUGAGAAGGCUUUCAAUGCGAUUGAAGAGAACUCCAUCGGCAGAGCGCAAAGAAGAAAUGGCGAAAGAAGAAGAUUCAACUGCACCAAGACGCAGACUUUCUUGGACUCUUGGUCGGAGAGGCUCACAAGAAAGGAAAGAAGUAGAGAUGAUGAGAAUGGAUGGUGCAGGUGACAAACUGGAGGAAAAUGAUGACAAUAUCAAGAAACCUAAUGAAUCACCAGUGUUGGCAAUGCGCAGGAAAAUAGAAUCAACAGUAGCAGGAAUUUCUACAAGAAUUCGCAGCUACUCGGAGGAAAGGAAAGCAUCUGAAGAGAAAGAAACAAAAAGGACACCUAUUCUUUCAAUGCUCCGUCGUUCAACUUCAGAAAGCCGUGGUCUGAAGGUUACUAGUGUUCCUCAGAACCAACUAGUUACUCAAGCGGGUAAUGGUGCCUCGUCAGAAUCCCUGGACUCUGUUUCCAGCCUCAAAGCAGAUCCAUCCAAAGGGGUGGAAGCUGACCGUAGAUCCCGCUGGGACAGAUGGGGCCUGACUAGAGGAAGGCGAGAUAAGACAGUAUCCCAGCCUGACAUACCUUCAGCGAUAUCCAGAGAAAACAGCUCCUUGCGUUCACGCCAGUACUCCAAACUUGCUUCUGAUUUCCCUCCAGUGUUUCAUAUCAAGCUGCGGGAUCAUGUUCUGCUAGAGGGAGAUCCAGUGACACUCAGCUGCCUGCCAGCAGGAAGUCCCCACCCACACGUUACAUGGAUGAAAGACAAGAAGCCACUGGAGAUUGACGCCAGGAUGAAUAUGAUUGCGUGCCCUGAUGGCCGUCAGCUGUUGAUGAUUAUGCAAACCACCAAAAAAGAUGCCGGGGUCUAUGAAUGUGUUGCUACAAACCCGCUCGCCUCCGUGUCCAGUUCCUGUACAAUAUCUCUUGCCCGCCUUCCCAAUCGUCCUGGGACUCCUGAGAUUCCUCAGAAGUACAACAACACAGCUUUGGUGGUGUGGAGGCCAUCAGACACUAUGGCCCCUUGCACAUACUCACUGGAGAGGAGAGCAGAGGGUGAGACCAACUGGCUCAUUGUGGCCACAGGGGUGGCCGACUGUUAUUACAACGUGACUGACCUGCCAGCCGGGGGCUCCUUCAGGUUCAGGGUGGCAUGUGUCAACAAAGCUGGCCAGGGACCCUACAGCAACCUUUCAGAGGUGGUGAGCCUGGAUCCUUCAGUAGAACCAGCUAAAUCCACUGCGACUGUGGUGGUUAAGACUGUUCCUGCAACCACACCUCCAGCCCCCAUGGUGAUGAUGUCGUCUAUGAAAGUGCCUCCCAUCAAAGCAGCCCCCAGCAAAUCAACCACAUCCAAUGCUCAACCUAUCCCUCCUCCAACAUCUGCCACUGGGCCAUCUGUGGCUAAAUCUGUCUCUCCAAUGACCACGAAGCCUUCUGUGCAGAUCAGUCAUCCCCCUGUCACUCAACCUGUUACAACAACCCUCGCUGAACAAGCUCCUGGAAACCCAGCAGCAAAAGCCAAGACCACAAUUAACAUCAGUAUGAGCAAACCCCAAACAAAGCUGUCUCCACCUGUUGUUCCUCCCAAACCUCAAAGUCCUGCACACGCAGUCCCCUCUAUAACCAACAAGCCUCCUUCUCCUGGAUCAUCACCGGCGCCUGUAAUGGGGAAACCUAUAUCAUCUGUUCCAAUGUAUAUUCCAGCUGCGACUGCUCGUGUUACCCCACCUUCUCAGCCUGUGUCCAUUCCAACGACCUCCACCCCCACAGUUACUCCUGUGACCAUCACCACACCUGUUGUGGUGGUGCAGAGCUUGACACCGGUAUUGCAGGCAGGGGACAGUCGCAGUACCCCAUCUGGGCGGGUAACACCAUCAGGACGAAUCACACCUUCGGGGCGCAGGACACCACUGGGGAAGCCUGGAGAGGGAUCUCUGCGCCAAGGAGUUCCACAGAAACCUUAUACAUUCAUGGAUGAGAAAGCAAGGGGUCGGUUUGGUGUGAUCCGUGAGUGUCGAGAGAACGCCACAGGCAAUCUUUUCAUGGCUAAGAUUGUUCCGUACGAGGCGGAAAGCAAGCAAGCAGUGUUGCAGGAAUACGACAUUCUCAAGUCUCUUCAUCAUGAACGGAUCAUGGCUCUGCACGAGGCUUACGUCACACCACGUUACCUGGUGCUCAUCUCCGAGUACUGCAGUGGGAAGGAGCUGCUCUACAGCCUCAUUGACAGGUUCCGUUACUCAGAGGAUGAUGUGGUGACCUAUAUUGUGCAGAUCCUUCAGGGUCUGGACUACCUCCAUACUCGACGUAUCCUCCACCUGGACAUCAAGCCAGAAAAUGUCAUUGUCACCCACAUGAACAUCGUCAAGAUCAUUGACUUUGGCAGCGCUCAGACGUACAAUCCUCUCUUCCUCAAGCAAUUCAGCCCUCCUAUUGGAACACUGGAGUACAUGUCUCCCGAGAUGUCGAAAGGAGAUGUUGUGGGCCCUCCAGCUGACAUCUGGAGCGUGGGCGUACUGACUUUCAUCAUGUUGAGCGGGAGGUCUCCAUUCAUGGAAAAUGACCCUCAGGAGACAGAAGCCAGAAUCCAGGCAACAAAGUUCGACCUCUCUAAACUCUAUCAGAAUGCAUCCCAAAGUGCCUCUCUGUUCCUCAAGAAGAUUCUCUGUAGCUACCCUUGGGCUCGCCCAUCCAUCAAGGACUGCUUCAAUAACUCCUGGCUUCAGGAUGCCUACCUUAUGCGCCUUCGAAGGCAAACUCUUACCUUUACAACGACCCGUCUCAAGGAAUUCUUGGCCGACCAGCAGCGCAGGCGAGCGGAGGUGGCCACCAAGCACAAAGUUCUCCUCCGGUCCUACCAGAGCUCGCCACAGACCCCUACCAGCCCGGUUACGCCAACUGUGCCCACCACACCCACCACACCUGUCACCCAGUGAGAACAGGCUUCCAAGCACCAGUUGGCAGGACAUGGCGAGGGCGGGAAGGGGCUGGUGAUCAUCCUCAGAACACUACCAGACUAUGCCACAUGGCGGAGUGGUUCUUCGGUUGAACAAUGUCAGAAGGAAAGAGAAAAAAAACAACCAUGAAACCUGCAGUGGUUUUAUUCUACAGAGACACCUUUUAAUAUUUUUCCUGGUUUUGAAAGAGAAACCUAAAGAAAUGCUAUUACGCAAAAGGGAACUCUCACAAAGCUGCAAGACACUGACUGUAUUUUCUAUAGCGGUCACACAAAGCAAGAAGUUGUCUUCAAGCUCGUACCUCAAGGUUUCUAACUUCACAUACAUUUUGGAAUAACUACUUCAAUUUCUGUAGGUACUCCUAAAGAGAAGAAGCAGCUUUGCAUAUAGCAAAGCCUCAAGUCAAACAGUUUUUAAUGUGAAUCCCAGUAUUCUCUUAGACAGAAGUCAAGAGGUCAGCUUAGCAUAUGUUCACAACAAAGGAGUACUCCACACAACUCAAAAUGGGAACACCAUUUCAGAAUCACAUGGUCCCCAACCAGCCAAAAGCUCGGAGUUUCAUUCUACACAGGCAAAUUUUGAGUUUGUGAUUUACAUAAAAUAGCAAAUGUUGUUCCUAGUGAACCCUGUCAGUCCAUCUUGAGCUAAAGUAAUGUAUUUUGAGCUACGUGGGGUUUUUGUACUGCUGUAGCACCUUCGUGAUUGUCAAGAUUGUAGCAGUUCCAGAAAGGACUUCUUUGUGUUGAUUUCCUGUUUUGUAGAAUAUGUUUUGAGUUUGAGAGACACGCAGAUGGCUUCUCUACAAGGGCUAUUAGAGCAGAGCGCUUCAGAUCCCAUUUUCCCCUCACUUUACUGGUUUAACGCAUUAAAUUCAAUUCACUUUUAUUUGUAUAGUGCUAAUUACAGCAUACCUAUGUUGUGGCAUGUUUACAUUCAAACAAAAUAUCAAGGGAAACCCAACAAUUCCAUAAAAGCAAGCAUCAGCAUCUGCGCAAAGAAAUUAAUGUAUUUUACCAGGAAGAAACUUUGCAGACUCAGAAUCUGUAGCUUCAUGCCCACACAUGUUGUGGAUUGGAAAAGGGAAAGGGUAAAUAGAAAGGAAGCUAAUCCACAUGGGGCAGGAAGCAGAGGUCAUGAACUUACAGAGAGGAGAAAGAAUAAAUCACAAUUAUUAGAUUAGAUUAGAACAGCUUUUUCUCCCAAAGGUGGUAUUCUUGCUUUGCUUCCUUCACUUUCAAUAAGCUAGCAACCAGUGACCACUCAAACCAGUAUUUAUACUCGACUGAGUUUUCAAUAAAAGGUUUACAAGCGUUGAGAGUCGGUCUUUGCACCCCAAAUUGAGGUUUGAUAUGGACAGGUUAGACAGGACACAUUCAAUCUAAGAUUAUUUUUGGGAAAUAGUGUCUUUAUUGAGCCGUUAGUGACAGUCUGGUGUCUCGAAGUGCCCCGAAGGAGGGUUAGUCAGUGUGAAAACAGCUGAGAGCGAAUGCUGAAGAGGACACUGCUGAGUGUGUCAGUUCUUGUUUUACCGGUCACUCUCAACUGCGACAUGAUUGAUUUUUAAUAAAUACACUCCCUAAAAGAAUAUAUACUGCAUAAUGAUGACAGUAAAUGGGUUCAUCUCUCUUUUUUUUCUUGAUGGUCACCCUGAAAGGUGCAGUAUGUAAGACUGAGGUAGUGACACGUUUGUAUAUUAGGUGGAAAUGGUUAGUCUCACCCACUUUGUCUUCAGUUCUUCUCGGUUUCUCUCAGUUUUGGCGUUUCCUUUCCUAGUAAGCAAUUUCCAACAUUUCUUGCCUCAUGUUGGAUUGGAUUUAGGAUCGACAAAAGGCUGCAUUUGACAGACAUGCUAAGUUCGUCUAUGUGUUGUGACACAUAGUCAUCCAUCGAAUACAUCACAGCUACAAUUUUCUUUUAUCAGUUGAUUUUAAAGAGUUUUGAAUAUGAAAGGACUGGAUUUGACAUAUAGUUUCACUCAUGACAUAAAGGGAUUGACAGCAGUGGUGACUGUGCCAAUCAUGGGUGUCAAACAUAAGGCGCAUGGGCCAAAACAGGCCCAUCUCAGGGGAGAGAGCGAGAGAAGAUAACACAACAGCUACAGACUGUAAAUCCUCAAAAGGUAUUUCUGUUUAAAAGCAUGCUACUAUCAGGAGAGUUACAUGCUUUUUAUGGCCAUUAUUUACAUUUUUGGCUUUGUAAAAAAAACAUGAGGGAGCACAUCAUUCAACCAUCAAUUAGCGUUUGGCAUGUGCUGAGCGAAGAGUUAUGGAAUUCGAGAGAAAGAAGUUUAAUCUUUGUGAGAUUCUUCAACAGAAUUUAAAGGAUUGGAUGAUUUACCGAGAUAAAACAUUAAAUCAACCCACCACAACCAUUUAAUGAUUUUAUGAUGAGCUACUCUUUAAGAUAUUUUGCAUUUGAGGGUAAACUCAUUUAGCAUGUGAAACACUGCUUUUUGCUGCUUCCCUUUAUACAAUAUCAGUCACACACAACACCACAGUCUCCUGUCUGUUUGAAUGCGCUCAGAGAAAGAUUAUAUUACAUAUAUAAAUACGCAGAUGAGUUGUUUUACUAUGUGACUGACAGAAUCAAACUUAUUUUACUAGUUCUCUAUAUUCUAAUGCUACUGCUAGAUAAAUACUGCCCUUUCUCUGCAGUUCUUUUUUUUUUGGCUCUGUGAUCUUUCCUAUGCAGAGUGGAAGUGAACUUGUCACCGAGGAACUCGUUUUUCACCUCAAAACAUGCAAGUUCAGCAUGAGAAUGCAACGCGGCAUCAACAUUUUCGACGUCUGUACAAUAUGUUAACGGGAGUUCACAUGAAAUGAAGCGACAUUUGUUGAACGCCCCACAUUUUGUAUUUAAACCCCUCAGCCGUUUUUUUUUUUUUUUUUUUUUUUUUUUGUGGAAUGUGUUGCAGUGCCUCGUUCUGGAUAUUAGCCCCUCUGA